Messenger RNA from Vigna unguiculata (cowpea), 1432 nucleotides. Its product is annotated as cytochrome b561 and DOMON domain-containing protein At3g25290-like. The record is from RefSeq and is a predicted model, not a curated record. NCBI's taxonomy places the organism in Eukaryota, Viridiplantae, Streptophyta, Magnoliopsida, Fabales, Fabaceae.
UAGCAGUAAGAAAGAGACCAAAUCUUAAGCUCUUUAUAUAUGUGCCUCACAUUCUCCCACCAUAAAAAAAAAAAAAAGAUGAAAACCCAACAACAAAACAUGCCCUCUUCACCCCUAUUGCCAUUAACCAUCUUGACACUGACCCUUCUCCCCCUUACCCUGGGUGCAAACGCUCAACCCUGCAGCGAAGCAUUCCUCAAAGUUGCAGAACAAAAGAACAUCUCAGACUGCAAGAGAUUGCGCACUCUGGGGGCUGAGUUUGCAUGGAAACUCCACGGCAACGGUUCGGAAAACUCCACCGUUGUUGAUGUCUUGUUCGGUACGGCGCUGAAUACUGCACAGGGGUGGAUAGGGUGGGGUGUGAACCCUGGAAGAAGACCGGAGAUGGUUGGGACCAAAGCCAUCAUAGCCGUUAAACGCUCCGAUGAAAAGUGGCGUGUGAACACGUACAACAUCACGAAAGAGAUCAGAAACGGGUGCAAUCUUCUGCCAUCGGAAAUCGGAAUUGUGUCGAAUAUGUCGGUUGAGCACGACGGGGACAACUUGCACACCAUGAUGUAUGUGAGAUUGAACCUUUCUUCUGAAGCCUAUAACGUUACGAAGCUGAACCAUGUGUGGCAAGUUGGCUAUGAUAUUGAAGGGUGGCAUCCCCUCGGACACCCCAAAACUCUCCGCAACGUCGACAGCACCGAGGUCAUCGACUUGACUCACAACGGCCGUGGCACCGGACAGUACCGGAGUUAUCUCAGAUCGAUACAUGGAGUCCUAAACAUCAUAGGAUGGGGAACACUGUUGCCGAUUGGAAUUAUAAUUGCAAGGUACUUUCGGGUGUUUCCUUUCAAAUGCGAUCCACUGUGGUUUAACCUGCACAUUGGUUUCCAAUUAACUGGUUUUCUGGUUGGCACCACCGGAUGGGCUAUUGGACUGAGCCUCGGCCAUUCUUCGAGAUACUACACCUUCCGCGAUCAUCGAACCUAUGGCAUUCUCAUAUUCACCUUUAGCACAAUCCAGAUGCUGGCUUUUCGGUUGAAGCCAAAGUUGACGGAUGAUUACAGGAAGUAUUGGAACAUGUACCAUCAUUUUCUUGGCUAUGGGUUGUUGGCUAUCAUAUUCAUAAACAUAUUCAAAGGAAUUCGGAUAUUGGAAGGAGGUGACGCAUGGAAGUGGGGGUACGUUGCAGAUCUUGCUUUUCUGGGUGCCGUCGCUUUUGGUUUGGAGGUUUACACGUGGAUUCACUUCUUCAUGUUGAAGCAGCAGCAGAAGCAGAAGAACGAGACCAAAAAUAGUCAGGACCAGCAGCCACCAAAACAGAAUAUGUUUGCCUAGUAUCUUGCCAUUUAUCGAUCUCUAUCUAUGCAUCACCGUUACAUGAUGUUCAAUAUGUUGCCUCAACUAAUAUGUCUAUUAUUUUUUUGUGUGUUUUUUUGAGAUA